GGCACCAUAGAAGUCCACUAUAUGGAGAGAAAUCCUGAAAUGUUUUCCUCAAAAAACAUAAUUUCUUUAAGACUGAAGAAAGAAAGACAUGAACAUCUUAGAUGACAAGGGGUGGGUAAAUUAUGUGUAAAUUUUUGUUCUGGAAGUGAACUAAUCCUUUAAUUACAGAAUUUUCAUUUUUCAGUGAACUACACCUUUAAAUAAAAAAGAUUGUGUCAGAUGGCACAAACAAUUAAGAGACUAAAAUUCUUAUUUAGAAAAAUCCUAUACAUAUGUAGUGUGGCAUAAUCUUUUAUUAAUAAUUAAAAAAAAUGGUGAAAAAGUCAAAGUCAGAUAAUCAGUUCCUGAAUAAUCAAUAUUCAGGAUAACAUUUUGUUAUCAUGUGCAUAGAAUAGAAUAGAAUAGAAUAGAAUAGAAUAGAAUAGAAUAGAAUAGAAUAAUUGGCUCAUUUUAUUUUUUAUUACCUGCUUUGAAACGAAGAAUAUGGUAUUGUCUUGAUUUAUGUAUUUAAUUUGAAUAUAUUCUUAGUGGAUGCCAAUAUAACAUGCUUUUUUGAUUCUUGACUCUUGAUCUGUUAUUAUUUAUUAUGUCAGUGUGUUAGUAAAGAAUUACUGUGAUUACUAUAUUUGAUAGUAAAAGAUACGCUCUAAUUCUGCGUCAAUGGUUUUAUGGAAAAGAGAAUGAGUUCUUGCCCUUUGUAUAUGGCUGAAAUUAAACCAGCCAAUGAAAUUAAUUACACCUAAAAGUUAAUGACCUAAUCAGGGUCUUGAUUUUGAUUGGUUAGCAGCUCAUAGUAAGAAAGCGCAUAGCCUGAAAUGAUUGACGUGGAUGGGAAUGUUUGUGGUGCAUGGUUUAAUUUCAUUUGGAUUACACGCGCGUAGCUGUCUCUUUAGUGAUGUCCGUGUUGUCGAGGAUUUCAGGUGGUCCAGGAGAUGGCGAUGUAAGCUUUGAAGGAGAGAGAAGAGAGGCUGCACGGAUGACUUAGUGGCUUUACCUAACAGAUGCAGAGGUGACAGCGUCUCAAACAUUUCCCUACAUCUCUUCUGACGCGCAGCAGUUGCCGUUUUCUUCUCGUGAAUCAAGGCGUUGGGCUCUCUGGAUACAAAGAGACUGAACACAUGAAUUGAAUGAGGACAACAUAUUAUCAUUCUUUAAAUAAUAACCUAACCAACAUCACAUCUCAUGGAUGCAAAGUUGAAUUACACGCGACAAACAGAAACAGAGAUGUUGACGGUACUGAGUAUUGCACCCAGCGGUGCUCUUCUGUAAGAGGAGGGCUUAAUCAGGGUCGUUAUCCGCCCCUUUAAUACAAGUGUCCAUGGAGGACGGAGCUAUCAGGAGGACAUUUCCAUCGGAAGUCCUUCACGGACACUUCGCAGUGGCUUUUGUUAAAAAUGUGCGGCGUUUGGGUCGCCAGUAACACGAUUAUUUACAAUGAUGGGACCGCGCAGCCAGUCUCAGGCAGAGCCAAGCAUGACUCCGCCACGAAGCUCAUCCACUGCUGCUGACAGGUCGCCUACGGAGACUGUUCAGAGGAAUAACAGCAGUAAUACUGGUGUUAUUCUGGACAUUUCCACCCUGAAAAUGGCCGAUGUGGACUCUGAGGUCCCUCCUCUACCUCCACGAUACCGCUUUCGAGAUUUGCUGCUCGGGGAUCAAUCUUUUCAGAACGAUGACAGGGUGCAGGUGGAAUUUUAUGUAAAUGAAAACACAUUCAAAGAGAGGUUGAAGCUUUUCUUCAUCAAAAACCAAAGGUCAAGUCUCAGAAUACGCCUCUUCAACCUCUCCUUGAAGUUGUUAACAUGCCUCCUCUAUAUAAUCAGAGUCUCACUAGAUGAUCCAACUAACCAGGUCACAUGUGCACGGAAACACUGCACAAACAUCACAGAUGCCCUUUGCAGCAAAGCCUGUGGCAACUACACAACAAACCUGACCACAGAUCCCACACAAAUAAACUGGGAGUUAAUAUUUUGGGUGAAUAGGAGAGUUCCUGUAUGGGCGAUACAGGUGACAGUGGCCUUAAUUAGCUUCUUGCAAGCAAUGCUCCUGGUGUAUCUCAGCUACAAGGGGAACAUUUGGGAGCAGAUUUUCCAAAUCUCCUUCAUCAUUGAGAUGAUCAAUACAGUGCCAUUCAUAAUUACAAUUUUUUGGCCUCCACUAAGGAACAUAUUUGUUCCCGUAUUUCUUAACUGUUGGCUUGCCAAAUCAGCGCUGGAGAACAUGAUUAAUGAUCUUCAUCGUGCCAUUCAGCGCACACACUCUGCCAUGUUCAACCAGGUCCUCAUUCUGAUCUGCACACUGCUCUGUCUGGUCUUUACUGGGGCUUGUGGGAUUCAGCAUCUGGAACGGGCGGGGAAGAAUCUCACCCUCUUCGACGCUUUAUACUUCUGCAUCGUCACCUUCUCGACUGUCGGUUAUGGAGACGUCACACCCAGAAUCUGGCCCUCUCAGCUACUAGUGGUCAUCAUGAUAUGUGUGGCUCUGGUGGUGCUGCCAUUACAGUUCGAGGAGUUGGCGUAUCUUUGGAUGGAGAGGCAGAAGUCAGGUGGAAACUACAGCAGACAUCGUGCUCAGACAGAGAAGCAUGUGGUUCUCUGCGUCACUUCACUCAAAAUAGACCUGCUCAUGGAUUUCCUCAAUGAGUUCUACGCCCACCCAAGACUACAGGAUUAUUAUGUGGUGAUACUCUGUCCCAGUGAGAUGGACAUCCAGGUGCGGCGUAUACUGCAGAUCCCGCUCUGGUCUCAACGGGUCAUCUACCUCCAAGGCUCUGCACUGAAGGACCAAGACCUGAUGAGAGCAAAGAUGGACGAUGCAGAGGCGUGCUUUAUCCUCAGCAGCAGAAAUGAAGUGGACCGCACCGCAGCUGAUCAUCAAACCAUUCUGCGAGCGUGGGCUGUGAAGGAUUUUGCUCCAAACUGUCCUCUAUAUGUGCAGAUUCUCAAACCUGAGAACAAAUUUCAUGUCAAAUUUGCAGAUCAUGUGGUGUGUGAGGAGGAGUUCAAGUAUGCCAUGCUAGCCCUGAACUGUGUGUGUCCAGCCACCUCUACACUGGUCACACUCUUGGUGCACACGUCUCGUGGACAGGAAGGACAGACGUCUCCAGAACAGUGGCAGAGGACGUAUGGUCGUUGCUCUGGGAAUGAAGUUUACCACAUUCGUCUGAUGGACAGCAAGUUCUUUGGCGAAUAUGAUGGGAAGAGUUUUACUUACGCCUCCUUCCAUGCACAUAAAAAGUACGGUGUCUGCCUAAUCGGCACAAAGAGAGAAGACAAUAAGAGCAUACUUCUGAACCCCGGCCCUCGUCACAUCAUGUCCGCCACCGACACCUGCUACUACAUCAACAUCACUAAAGAGGAGAACUCUGCCUUCAUCUUCAAACAGGAGGAGAAGCACAGCAAAGGGCUGUCGGCCUCCGGCGUGUAUGACGCCCCGUCUCGUCUCCCUGUGCAGAGCAUCAUCGCAAGCAUGGUUGAUCAGUCUACUUCAUAUGGAACUGUGGCCAUUGACCUGCAGAACCCAGAUCCCCCGGCUGACAGCAGUAAACUGGCCCUGCCCACAGAGAACGGAGCUGGGAGUCGUAGGCCCAGCAUUGCCCCUGUGCUGGAGAUUGCCGAUUCCUCUGCCAUCCUGCCAUGUGAUCUUCUCAGCGACCCCUCAGAAGAUGAGACCAACCAAUCGGAUGAGGAAGGAGCACCAGCCUUAGAGUGUGUUAAAGGCUACCCUCCAAACUCCCCUUACAUUGGAAGCUCCCCAACUCUUUGUCACCUUUUGCAACAAAAGGCACCAUUUUGUUGUCUACGACUUGACAAGGGUUGUCGGCACAAUAGCUUUGAAGAUGCCAAGGCAUAUGGUUUCAAAAACAAGUUGAUUAUCGUUUCUGCUGAGACAGCGGGAAAUGGCCUGUACAACUUCAUAGUGCCGCUGCGUGCCUAUUACCGACCCCGGAAGGAGCUGAAUCCCAUUGUGCUGUUGUUGGAUAAUCCGCCUGAUAAUCAUUUUCUUGAAGCCAUCUGCUGUUUCCCUAUGGUGUACUACAUGGCUGGUACCAUUGACAAUUUGGAUAACCUGCUGCAGUGUGGCAUCAUCUACGCUGAUAACCUGGUGGUGGUGGAUAAGGAGAGCACUAUGAGUGCAGAGGAAGACUACAUGGCAGAUGCUAAAACCAUAGUCAACGUGCAGACCAUGUUCAGGUUGUUUCCUAGUCUCAGCAUAAUCACUGAGCUAACCCAUCCUUCUAAUAUGAGAUUCAUGCAGUUUCGUGCCAAAGACUGCUACUCCCUGGCUCUCUCCAAACUCGAAAAGAUAGAGAGAGAUAAGGGCUCAAAUCUGGCAUUUAUGUUCCGCCUCCCAUUCGCUGCAGGCAGAGUGUUCAGUAUUAGUAUGCUGGAUACUCUUCUUUACCAGUCUUUUGUGAAGGACUAUAUGAUUCUCAUUGCAAGACUUCUGCUGGGUCUAGACACCACCCCGGGCUCUGGCUACCUCUGUGCUAUGAAGGUAACGGAAGAGGACUUAUGGAUCCGGACGUACGGAAGACUAUUCCAGAAGCUGUGUUCAUCCAGUGCAGAAAUUCCCAUUGGAAUAUACCGCACUGAAUCUCACAUGUUCUCCUCCUCAGAGUUUAAGGAGGUGUGCAAACAGUCUCAGGUGUCUGUGGAGGACUGCGAGGACCAGCGGGACCGCAGGGAAUCCUGGAAAGAGAAAACCGCCCACAGAAACUCCACAGGGAGCGACCAAUCAGAGCACCCACUCCUGCGCAAGAAGAGCAUGCAGUGGGCGAGACGGCUGAGCAGAAAAAACACCAAAACGCCCAGUCGAGCCGAACGCAUCAAUCAACAGCGUCUGAACCUGUACCGGCGCUCAGAGAGACAGGAGCUGUCAGAACUGGUGAAGAACCGCAUGAAGCAUUUAGGGCUGCCCACUGUGGGAUACGAGGACGUAGCUAAUUUAACCGCAAGUGAUGUGAUGAACCGAGUAAAUCUAGGAUAUUUGCAAGAUGAAAUGAACGAUAAUCAGAACACGUUGUCAUAUGUGCUGAUAAACCCUCCUCCGGACACCAUACUAGAACUCAACGACAUUGUCUACAUCAUCCGCUCUGAUCCGCUGGCACACGUCCCUGAGAAUCUCCCAGGGGCUCCGGCCGGAGCCAAGCUACGGCAAGACUAUGGACCUGAGACGAGGGAUGAGACUCAUCUGUAAGAACUGGAAGUCCUUGUUAACCCUCUUUCCCUCCCUCAUCCACCUUGAGCUGCUACAGCCUGCAUGAAGAGCGACAGGACACACAACCGACCACACAGACACGACCCAUGUGCCAACACAUUCACUAACCAAGCUGCCCAGCCAAGCCCAACGGCUAUAACUGUACCACUGAAACACUUUACAGAUUCCUCUUUUCUACAAAACAGAUAUAAAGAAUCCUAUGGCACAUUUCAGACUUCUCUGAAUGUGGCUGGUUAUUACAUUUUUGUAUUUAAGACUUGGCUCAGUGCGCGUGUGGGGUGUUGAAUCACUUUGGACCAAACAAGCCGUCCAAGCACUUUGGAUUUAUAGGGCAGUAUAUAUCAGAAACAUUACGUAAAGCAGUAUUCAAGAGGGCAGCUAAAGACAGAAGGAAGAAACAACUAUUACAUCAGUCAGCUGACCCGAGUGGACCAGAACACUGGAUAGUGCCCCGUCAUAAAUGUGAGGUAUUUCAGUAUGAUAUUGAACAGUUAGUUUACAACAGUGCUAUAUUUUGUACAUAUAUAGCACAAAUACAGUAUAUAUAAAUAUAUAUUUGUACAUAUCAUAAGUUAGCCACAUAUUCUUUUACAUGCUCAGUGACCUCUUAGUAUUCACAGUAUUUUGUUGUGAUUUCGUCCUUAAAGCACAAGGGUUUUGUUUUAAAUUGCUAAUCCCAAACUGAAGCUUUUACAUGUGAUUGAACACCAUGAUGAAUUACUAUAAUUCACUGUCAGUUACCACUAUGAAAGUCACCACACUACCAGUUUACAUGUGCUGAGAAAAGAAGCUUGAUUCUUUGCCAUAAAAUUUCAAAUUUACAGCAAAAAAUGAAACCUAUUCUACAGCAAACAUGUGGUCCUGAAGAUUCACAGGAGCUGUCAUGGAUUUUGAUUAGGUAUCGUUGAAGAAAUGGUAAUAUACACAAAAUUACUGAAACAGGUUUGGGUUAUUCACCUUAUGCUUCAACGCUGAAGUAAGCCUAUGAGCGAGACUUCCGGUUCAUUAGCCGCGAACAACUGAAGUAACCAGAAGAAUAGCAACGUGCCGUAGGAUGAGACCGGAAGCCAGACCCAUAUAAUUAACAAAUGGCCACAACCUCUCUUACGGGAAAAAUUAGGUUGGUAAGCAUAGCUUUUUUUUUUUCACUGACCACAACAGCGUUUGUACUUAUAAACUAUUCGAUAUUAAUUUUAAUUGUUUUAUGUAUUAUUUCGGUCUGCAGUCAAUGUACCUUACUGCUCAUUUAAGACAAAAUGAUAAAGCUAUUAUUCGAUAUAUAUAGAGAAAGCACGAGAGAGAUUAUCCAUAAUUUGAAUUUGCCGAUUUUCUUGCACUAAGCUCUGUUAAUAGAGCAGUACAUAACCCUUUAAACUACAUGAAAACAUUAUACAUUUUACUUAAAUAUGUUUGGUUUUGCCUUCUGUAUUAAGACAUUGCAUUGUUCAGUGUCAUUGCCAUCAGUAUAAUCUGACGUUUAAAGCUAUCGUGGAAAGCUGCUUUUGUUUUUACUCUGUUGUUUUAACAGACAGAACAGAAAAUGUGAAUGCCCACAUUGCGCAAAGUAGCUAAGGUUGAAUACCUCUCAUGUCAUUCUUACUUGUCUGUCUCCGCCAAGAAAUGCGAUAGAUGACAGUAAAAGCAUGAAACGGGAAUC
Messenger RNA from Labeo rohita (rohu), 6877 nucleotides. It is a transcript of the gene kcnt1b, whose product is annotated as potassium sodium-activated channel subfamily T member 1b. Lineage: Eukaryota; Metazoa; Chordata; Actinopteri; Cypriniformes; Cyprinidae. The record is from RefSeq and is a predicted model, not a curated record. Gene Ontology annotation, molecular function: intracellular sodium-activated potassium channel activity. The coding region runs from base 1435 to 5199 and encodes 1254 amino acids. The transcript is spliced from 34 exons. Gene Ontology annotation, biological process: potassium ion transport. Gene Ontology annotation, cellular component: membrane.